AUGGACAAGGACACCGAGAUCCGCCAAUAUGAACCAACAGAUCAGGCGCAAUUUGAACAGUUUUAUAAGGAGAUGCAGAGCAAAAAGAGAACCAGCCGAGUGUUGCAUGCCCUCAAGCAGAGAUCCAGUGCUAGGAGGACUUGGCAAGCAGGAUUGGUGGGUAUACUGGGCAUACACUUCUCUCGACACAGUCAUGCACUAUGGCUGAUAGCAGAGCUGCUGCUGUGGAGUGCUGGUGUGAGUGUGUUUUGGUUCAAAUGGAUCAGCCAAGAGUACGACGCAGAAUUGCAAAAGACAUGCCAGCACAUGGCAACUGAACUAGCCAAGAUUCGAAAGAGCGAAAAGAGCAAUGCAUGGAUCAUGACCAAGCAAGGCAACAUCAUUGGCACAGUCGCUUUGAAGUACGAAUCAGGAGAAGGGAAGAUUGGCUACUUGACAGGCAUUGAUCCGCAAGUUCGUCUAUUACUGUUGAAGAACGCGUUCAGGUUUGGUCGAACAAUCAAUAUUGAUGUUGUAAGCAAAUGGAAAGAUGAUAUGAAAUGGUCCGAAAGUGCAUUGUAA
Messenger RNA from Mucor velutinosus, 561 nucleotides. RefSeq lists its product as uncharacterized. The transcript has a single exon. The record is from RefSeq and is a predicted model, not a curated record. The coding region runs from base 1 to 561 and encodes 186 amino acids. Lineage: Eukaryota; Fungi; Mucoromycota; Mucoromycetes; Mucorales; Mucoraceae.